This is a messenger RNA of Anopheles stephensi (Asian malaria mosquito), 876 nucleotides long. RefSeq names its product zinc metalloproteinase nas-5-like. Gene Ontology annotation, biological process: proteolysis. Gene Ontology annotation, molecular function: metalloendopeptidase activity; zinc ion binding. The record is from RefSeq and is a predicted model, not a curated record. The transcript is spliced from 4 exons. The coding region runs from base 120 to 851 and encodes 243 amino acids. NCBI's taxonomy places the organism in Eukaryota, Metazoa, Arthropoda, Insecta, Diptera, Culicidae.
UUCAGUUGCGAUGACAAUAAUGACAGCUAUUGUGCUGGUGAUGUUUAUUUUUCCCCCGGUCUACUAAGAACGCUCUCGAUCUCAGACUGUCGGUUGGUAGUUGGUAGCUACGUAGAGAGAUGGUUCAUCGUUUGUUGAUUGUUAUUAGUCUCCUGCUGAUGUUCACUAGAAGGACUGACAAAUAUGCGUCAGUUAUUGAGGAGUGUCCACCCCGCAGACCACAAUAUGGCAACGUUAUGGAACACGUGCUGCCCAAGGGCUACCGAUGGGCUAACGCUACAGUGCCGUACAUUUUGGAUGGCGAUUUCGAUGAUCGUGAGCUAUCUAAUAUAAGAGGAUCAAUGGACUUGUUGACCCGACUGUCUUGCUUGCAAUUCAAACAACGAACGACAGAAAAUCACUAUCUUGUGGUAACGAACAAGCUCGGUACGGGUUGUUGGGCAGAUACGGGCCGCCAACCACGAGGACCAACGUACAUGAACCUUUCACAGCAGUGCACUCACCGUCCCGGUACGAUUCUGCACGAGUUGCUGCACGUGAUCGGUUUGCUGCAUCAACACACACGACCCGAUCGCGAUCACUAUCUGUGCGUUUUGUACGACAACAUACUCGCCCAUCCGGUGGCCCUGUACAACUAUGAGAUUGUUCAUCCUUGGACGGAACUGGCGUUUCCUUUGCCGUACGACUUUGAAAGUAUUAUGCACUACACGCCGGAGAUGUAUAGUGUGGCGCCGGGUCGAUUGGCUACCAUGGUUCCGAGGCAUCCGUGGGGCAUGGCCACCCUAGGUCAACGCGAACGACUGACAGAGUAUGACGUACUCGCAAUACAGUUUCUUUACUGCGUUUCAUGAAUGAGUGGUGUUUCUUGUUAAAGAC